UUGACCAUUUUUCAGAGCUUGGAAACUCUAGACAACGGGAAACCAUUUAACAGCGCCGUCGGUGACAUAAUAUUUGUCAUCAAAGUUUUCAGAUAUUUCGCAGGGUGGUCAGACAAAAACCAUGGAAAAACUGUGCCUGUCGAUGGCCAAUUUUUCUCAUACACGAGACAUGAACCAGUCGGAAUAUGUGGACAGAUAAUUCCGUGGAAUUAUCCAAUGUUGAUGCUCGCGUGGAAGCUCGCACCUGCAAUUUCAAUGGGUAACGUAGUAGUACUCAAGCCAGCAGAGCAAACGCCGCUAACUGCACUGUAUGCGGGAGCACUAGUAAUCGAGGCGGGGUUUCCUCCUGGCGUUGUCAACAUUGUCCCAGGAUACGGACCGACGGCAGGGGCGGCAUUGGCCAAUCACAAAGAUGUCAAUAAAGUUGCGUUCACCGGCUCGACAGAGGUAGGUCAGCUGAUCAUGCAGGCUGCCGGAGCUUCCAAUCUGAAGAGGACAACUUUAGAACUGGGAGGGAAAAGUCCUAAUGUCAUUUUCCCGGACGUUGAUGUUGAUAAGGUGGUGGAUUUCGCCAAUGAAGCAGCGAUGGCAAACAUGGGUCAGUGCUGUAUUGCCGGGUCAAGGACGUUCGUGCAUGAGGAUAUUUAUGACGAGUUUGUCAAGAAGUCUGUGGAACGGGCGAAGAAAAGAACUGUGGGUGAUCCCUGGGAAAACCCAGAAAACGGACCACAGAUCGAUGAGGAACAACUCAACAAGAUUCUUGACCUAAUCAAGUCAGGACAGGAGGACGGUGCUAAACUAGAGUGUGGCGGGAAUCGACAUGGUGACACGGGAUAUUUCAUCCAACCAACGGUGUUCAGCGGUGUUAAAGAUAACAUGCGCAUUGCUAAAGAAGAGAUCUUUGGACCAGUCCAGAGUAUUUUCAAAUUCAAAACAAUGGAAGAAGUUCUCGAGCGGGCUAACGAAACGAACUAUGGGCUAGCUGCUGCCGUGUUCACUAACGACAUCAACACAGCUAUGACCUAUACACAGGGCGUCAAAGCGGGAAGCGUAUGGGUAAAUUGUUACCUGAUAAUGAAUGCCCAGUCACCGUUUGGUGGUUACAAGAUGUCUGGUAUUGGAAGAGAACUUGGGGAGUACGGUCUUAGCCAGUACACAGAGGUGAAAAAUGUUGUCAUCAAGAUUCCAGAGAAAAACUCUUAAAACUGUAGCGCACGAUCACGCAAUUUCUACUACAUUUACCUGCAGGAACUAAUCAAUACAAACAUUUUACUUCUCAUGCUUGCUGUUUAUAUUAGCAUACUUGCAUAAACAUGAAAAUUAUAUACUGUACAGUAUGUUGAUUUCAAAUAUGAUUAGUAUUAUCUCUACUGGUGUUUUAACUCGCUUCAUUUGAUUUGUUUGUUUUUUUUUUCCAGAAAAUUAUAUUUCAAAGCAUUCGCAAAAAAAAAAACAUUUUGUAGAUCUGACAUUAUUACAAUUUUUCCAAGACGGAAGUAUACGGGUGUAAGAAGAUCUUAUUUGAUUUUAUGGUUACUUCACUUGUUCUGUUUAUAUUUCACCUGUUUACUCUAUUAAGAACUUAUAAUGCCUUUCAGAGUAGUGUGGCUUACACAUGUUUUGUUAUGACCAUAACGUAUGUCACUAGUAUUUCUUGUUAAUCUUAUUCUUAUAAUUGUUUUCUAAUAUAUUUUAUAUAUUGGUUUGAAUAUUAAUAAACUUGGUGGAAAACC
Mercenaria mercenaria is the source of this 1733-nucleotide messenger RNA. Its product is annotated as aldehyde dehydrogenase 1A1-like. The record is from RefSeq and is a predicted model, not a curated record. Lineage: Eukaryota; Metazoa; Mollusca; Bivalvia; Venerida; Veneridae. Gene Ontology annotation, molecular function: aldehyde dehydrogenase (NAD+) activity. The coding region runs from base 217 to 1203 and encodes 328 amino acids. The transcript has 11 exons.